Messenger RNA from Coregonus clupeaformis (lake whitefish), 1783 nucleotides. Its product is annotated as solute carrier family 35 member C2-like. The record is from RefSeq and is a predicted model, not a curated record. Gene Ontology annotation, biological process: UDP-glucose transmembrane transport. Gene Ontology annotation, cellular component: Golgi apparatus; endoplasmic reticulum-Golgi intermediate compartment; cis-Golgi network. The transcript is spliced from 10 exons. Lineage: Eukaryota; Metazoa; Chordata; Actinopteri; Salmoniformes; Salmonidae. Gene Ontology annotation, molecular function: antiporter activity. The coding region runs from base 246 to 1460 and encodes 404 amino acids.
CCUACUGUUCUUUGUAUAUUCUUUACGUAUACUUGUUCGCCGUGUACCUUUUGUAUAGAUUUAUUGUUAAAAAAUACUAUGGAUGGGCGAUGCCGUGGACCGUGUGUAGAGUGGAGCGACUAGUUGCCAACAACAAAAGUAACGUUACUGUAAAUUGCCUUCAGCACAGCACAGCGUGGUACAUUGCUCCCUUUUGAAGAUGGUGCCCCUGCAGUAGUUCUUGCGGGGAAGGGUGAACCUGCACAAUGCCUUGCCCUGUCCAGGUCCUAUGCCGGGCAGUCCGCACUGUGAGCCUGGUCCUCGUUUACUAUGUCUUCUCCAUCGGCAUCACUUUUUAUAACAAGUGGCUGAUGAAGGGCUUCCACUAUCCACUGUUCAUGACGCUGGUCCACCUCACCGUCAUCUUCUGUCUCUCUACCCUGACCCGCUCGGCCAUGCAAUGCAGGACAGGGAAGCCUCGGGUCAUGGUGAACUGGACAGACUACCUCUCCAAGGUCGCCCCGAUCGCCAUGGCAACAGCGCUGGACAUCGGACUGUCCAAUUGGAGCUUCCUCUUCAUCACCAUCAGCUUGUACACAAUGACCAAGUCUUCUGCAGUGCUCUUCAUCCUCUUCUUCUCAUUGGUGUUUAAACUAGAGGAGCCGAACCCAUACUUGAUGGUGGUGGUCCUUCUGAUAGCCAGCGGUCUGUUCAUGUUCACCUUCAAGUCGACACAGUUUAACAUGGAGGGCUUCAUCAUGGUACUGCUGGCAUCGUUCAUCGGCGGGAUCCGGUGGACCCUCACGCAGGUCCUGAUUCAGAAAGCAGAGCUGGGGCUCCAGAACCCAAUAGACACCAUGUACCACCUACAGCCGCUCAUGUUCAUGGGUCUCUUCCCACUCUUCCUCUUCAAUGAAGGACUGAGCCUGAGUACCUCAGAGAGGCUGUUCCGUGUGAAUGAGCUCUCUCCCCUGCUCUACUCUCUGGCCACACUGAGUAUAGGCGGAUCGCUGGCAUUUGGCCUGGGCUUCUCAGAGUUCCUGCUAGUCUCAAAGACCUCCAGUCUCACUCUCUCCAUAGCAGGCAUCUUUAAGGAGCUGUGUACCCUGCUGCUGGCAGCAGGUCUGAUGGGGGACAGGAUGAGUGGACUCAACUGGAUGGGUUUCGCUGUCUGUGUGUCUGGUAUCUCUUUACACGUGGGACUGAAAACCUACUAUUCCAAAAGUAAAGUUCACUCGUUGAGACAGCUGCCCAUCAAAAACAGCCCAGACCUGGAACUACCAUUAUUACGUCAGAAGGAAGACGAGGGGGAGGAGACGGCUACUGAGGACGACGAUGAAGAGCAAGAGAUUCUGAAUCAAACAAAAUGGUCGACUGACUGUCAUGUUCCAGGGAGGCCACAGAGGAACAGAAGGGAAGGCUUCUUACCCUCUUCUACAGCCAACAGUCUCUUCAGGCUUCAGGAUUUUUACCAGCAGUAAAAUGGUCAGACUCCCUGAACUGUAUCAAAUCCAUUUACUGUUGCCGUCAGUGAUGUGAAAGAGAAGUGUUAACUUCAUAAUAUGUGAAGUGACCAAACCUCACGUGCCUGAAUAAUGAUGGAAAGGUUCACUAGAAAUGAAGGACUACUGAUGUUUCAAAUGCAAAUGAUUAUGAUUUAACUAUUUUGAGUUAAAACAAAUUGGUUGUAAUUUGUAUCAGGGGGGUGGGGGGAGUGAGAUUGGAUCGUGUAAACAGUGCUUUUGUUAAUGCUACAAUGGGCUGUACGAUCUUUCUUAAAUUAAUUAAAACAUUUGCACAAAUA